Messenger RNA from Papilio polytes (common Mormon), 801 nucleotides. It is a transcript of the gene Coc, whose product is annotated as trypsin-7-like. Lineage: Eukaryota; Metazoa; Arthropoda; Insecta; Lepidoptera; Papilionidae. Gene Ontology annotation, molecular function: serine-type endopeptidase activity. The record is from RefSeq and is a predicted model, not a curated record. The transcript has 5 exons. Gene Ontology annotation, biological process: proteolysis. The coding region runs from base 1 to 801 and encodes 266 amino acids.
AUGGAUCGACUUAAUUUAUUUCUUGUGGUUCUCUUUUGUUUAGCUGUAUCAGACGUGUAUUGCAGGCAUCCUCGUAAAGUGCACAGGACAAAAGAUGGCAGGAUAGUCGGCGGCAGUGAGGUCUCCAUACAAAACUAUCCUUACCAAGCGUAUCUAUUACUGAAGCAAGCAAUUACAGGAGAUUACUACCAAUGCGGCGGAUCUAUUGCCACCAAGCAGUGCGUUCUCACCGCGGCCCAUUGCAUUUCCGGCAUGGAAUCUGUCAACAUAAGAGUUGGUAGUACAGAAGCUUCCAGUGGUGGUACAACUUACAACUCCAGAAAACUGAUAAUGCAUCCACAAUACAACGCUGCGAAUAGUGAUUACGAUGUAGCUGUGAUCAAAUUGUCGCGGAAUAUCGCUAUUGAUGGUACUAAUAGUACUACAGCCACUUUACCGUCUGGGAACUGCACUGUACCUGCUGACACCAACUUGACUGUCACUGGCUGGGGUGAUACUAGCGAAAAUGGAAUGACAAGUGAGAAUUUGAUGGCAGUGACAAUUAAAGCAGUGGCUUACGAUGAUUGCAAGAAAACCUACAAGACCUUAACUCCUAGGAUGUUAUGCGCCGGUGUGCCUGAGGGCGGUCGAGAUUCAUGUCAGGGUGAUUCUGGUGGCCCAUUAGUAAAAACUGGUACCAAAGAGCAAGUGGGUGUGGUAUCGUUUGGCAGUGGAUGCGCGAGGAAAGGCUAUCCUGGAGUAUAUAGUAACCUUUGUAAUCCCAACAUCCAGAGAUGGAUUAGAAUGAUGGGUUGCGCGUAA